Messenger RNA from Triticum turgidum subsp. durum (durum wheat), 495 nucleotides. Lineage: Eukaryota; Viridiplantae; Streptophyta; Magnoliopsida; Poales; Poaceae. The record is from the annotation of a GenBank genome assembly.
AUGGUUCGAGCUCCGUCCGUAGAGGCGGCCGUGGCCGUGGCCGUGCUCCUCCUCUGCCUCUCCGGCCUCUGCCGCGGCGCCGAGCGGCUCGGGGCGAGGGAGUGCGAGGAGCUGGGGUUCACCGGCCUCGCCCUCUGCUCCGACUGCAACGCGCUCGCCGAGUUCGUCAAGGACCAAGAGUUGGUGGAUGACUGUCGUAAAUGUUGCACGGAGGAUUCAGAUGAUUCUAUCAGCAAGCUUGUAUACUCCGGUGCAAUUAUCGAAGUAUGCAUGAGAAAGCUGGUGUUUUAUCCAGAAGUCGUUGGCUUCCUCGAAGAGGAUAAAGAUGACUUCCCUUAUGUAGAAUCUCGGUAUGCUUAUGGCUCUCCACCAAAGCUCAUAAUGCUUGACGACAAGGGUGAACAGAAGGAGACUAUAAGGAUCGACAACUGGAAGCGUGAGCAUAUUCGGCAAUUUCUCACAGAGAAGGUGAAGCCGGCGAAAUCAGAGACCUGA